This is a messenger RNA of Symbiodinium sp. CCMP2456, 1870 nucleotides long. The record is from the annotation of a GenBank genome assembly. Lineage: Eukaryota; Dinophyceae; Suessiales; Symbiodiniaceae.
UGAUGGCCAUGGCAACGGCACCGACAGUGACAAUACUGCUGAUGAGCUGGAUGGGGUCGAUGAUUUGGAUGAGAUCGACCGCACCCCCCGAGACCACGCUCGCCAGGGUGCACCAUCGGCUGCAGAAGCAUCAAGACGUGCCGGACCUCCUCCGCCACCCAACGCGCCAGUGCAUGUGGACAGACGAACGCCGCCCACUGCCAAUGAUGAUGUCACAAGGAUCGCGGAAGCCAAGGCCCAAGCGGAGCCCUCUAUGCCUCGCCCUUCCUCCAGCGGCUCUGGGACUACAACCGACGUGCAGGAGGAGCAAGCAGAGAGCGAGAGCGAAAACUCGCUCACGUGGAGCGAGACGAGCCUCUACUUGGAGGGACCCGCCCUGCAGUCAGCCGUGGAACGCCUGCACACCCUCUACAGAGCCGAGCUACAAGUUCGCCGUAUACCGAGCCGGAGCCAAGCGGGAUGCCUUGCUGGGCUGCGGAGACGCACCAACGUCUCCGACUGGUUUCGCCUCCAAGAAGAGGCUGUGCAACGCCUCACUGGAGACAGGCUGCUGGAGUGGCAAAGCUAUGAGCACGAAGCCACUCAUGAGCGAAGGAGGAAGACCUGCUGUGCCCAUGGCAACGGCAGGCCGGUCAAGCACUUGAAUGUUUUGUCAUGGAACACUAGUGGAUUAUCCUCUGCCAUGUUCCAAGAACUGCUGGCUUGGACAGAAGCCCACUCAGCAGCCGACAUUAUCAUUCUGCAAGAAACGCACUGGGAUGUCACAUCGGACUUCCAGUCGGGACAGUGGAUGGCCAUCCACUCGUCGGGCAAAGCAUCCCCCGAUCCCUAUGGCAGGUACACGGGCCUCCUUUUCCUCCUGCAUCGGCAGCGGUUCCAGGCCCUGCUGCAGCAACACUCCCUUUGUGUCUUGAACACCUGGCACUGCAAGCCAAGUGGCACGUACUUCUCCCCAACGGGGUACACACAGAUCGACUACGUGAUCACCCGGCAGCAUGGGGCCAGCCACCAAGCCAAACAGGCCUACCCGGAUCAUAGCUUUCCCAUAGGCAGUCUCCGACUUACUGGGCACUUUCCUGUCAGAGCUCAGCUACCAAUGCAAUCCUUCAAGCAGACCGCCAAACAGGAGCCAUCCCAGGGUGUGGCCAUUGACUGCGCCCGGCUGCAAGCUGCGGUCUGCCAAGCCUCACCGGAGGCCCUAGGCAUGCAGGCCAGCAUCGCACAGCGACUUCAGGAGGUUGACAUUUCCCACUUGUCCAGUGCCCAUAAUCAUGUUAACCGGAUUCUGCUGGAGGAGGCUCAGCAGGCUUUUCCCAAGCAAGUGCCCACAGACCUGCGGGUCAGUGCCAACCCCGGCUUCUGCAUGUCGGCCAAACAUGUGUGGCAACUGUACCGCCAACUUAAGCGCCCAGGAGUGUGUGCCACGCACACUAUUUUCGCGAAGUGGAAGCUGGCCGCCAGCUUUGCCAAAGCCUCAAAGCAACUCAGACAGCAGAGCCGAGAUCUCAAGAAGCAAUUCUAUGAAGCACAGGUGGACCAGGCAGAGCAAGCUGCACUGCGCGGAGACCAGCGCAGCCUACAUCUCAUAGUGAGGCGAUUGUCGUCAAAGACUCGACAAAUCGCCAGCCGCCUCCGAGGUGAGGAUGGACACCUCCUAACCAGCCAGGAGGAGCUGCAACACAUCAUGAAACAUGGCAGCAGCACCUUUGCAGCCCAACUCGAUGAUCACCCCAUGGUCCCCCUUCAGCAAGCCCUUCUAAUCACCGACCAGGACCUUGCUCAUGAACUAUGCCAUUUGGGCCUUGCCAAGGCUGUGCCCAAGCACAUUGCACCUGCAACACUUUGCCUCCGGCAGCAGCGGCAAGCUUGA